AUGUUGCGACCCGCGACGCCGCUCACCAUUAUCUUCUUCCUCGCCUUCGUCCUGCUCCUGCUGAGCACCCUCACUACCCCGAUCAUCCAGGGAAUACCGCUGGCGAGUUAUCAGGGCUACAAUCUGGGUGUUUUUGGGUGGUGCAAGAAUGGGAGGUGCUUGCCGGCCACCAUUGGGUAUAGCACAGAUGGCCUCUUCACCGGCCCCGGCGCAGACGACUUCUCGCUGCCGCAAUCCACGCGCAACAGCCUCAGCUCGAUUCUCAUCGUUCACCCGAUCGCAGCUUUACUAACAUUAAUAUGUACGUGCCUCGGGGUCGCAGCGCAUUUCCAUGCGCCUUCUUCGUCUCCGCGCUACCUCCUCGCCCUGCUCAUCUUCACUAUCCCGACUCUGCUGGUCACGCUUCUCGCAUUCUUGGUCGACAUCUUAUUGUUCGUCCCGCACAUGAAUUGGGGCGGCUGGAUCGUGCUGGCGGCUACCAUCCUUAUCAUCGCAUCCAGCGUGGUGACUUGCGCAAUGAGGAGGACGCUUGUCAGCAGGAAGGCGCGCAAGAAGCGGAUAGAAGAGAAUGCGGAUAUGAAUGGGUCGAAUUACUACAACAACUUGAACCAAACCCGCAUGAUGACGGACUCAAGCGUACCUCCGCCUUCGACACUUCCGAGGGCAGAUUCGCCGCCACCGAUGUCUGUCGGCACUGCUGAUGAUGGGAAGGGCAUGCCGCAGUAUGCUGCGUUUGAGAUGAAGAAUGGGCAGUCGCGCGAUGGGACGGAUAUGAUGAUGGGGAGUAAUGAUGACCGAACGCCAUUGAAUCCGACGAGAGAUCCCAGCAUUCGUUCUCACAGCUCGCAUGGAAGGAGAGAGUACAUGCAGGAUGUUGCGCCACCGCCGAUGCCAAUGGGAAGACCUAGCAUGGAUAGCCAAGGACGGCCACGGAGACCGAGCAGAGAUCAGUAUGGCAAUCCGAUGGGACCACCAGAUAUGAACAUGCCAUUACGGCACCGAGCCAGCGAUGAGUCUUUCGCGUCGAGAGGAUCGAGAGGGCGGAGAGGAGGGUAUGGCCCGGCGCCGAGAGGCUAUGGAGCGCCUAGAGGUGGAUAUGGACCUCCCAGAGGAGGCUCUUAUGGGCCGAGGGGCGGUUUCAGGGGAGGUCCACCACCUCCUGGAUGGAGAGGAAGGGGCGGAUAUGGACCUCCACCACCAGGAAUGAGACCUCCACGACCCGCGCCACCUCCUGGCUACUCGAACGGCAGCUACUAUGAUGGUGGAUAUGCGCCAGGUCCACGAUCAGGGCCUUCGCCAACCAUGGAGCAGCCGCCUCCAGAUGCGUUCGUCGCAGGGCCAAUGAUAGGACAGGCGAUUGAGAUGGAUGAGCGGACAGGAAGUCCUGCGCAGCCUUCAAGUCCUACCAAUCAGGACCAUUAUGGGCAAGCUUACGGGUUGAGGGACAGUGACGCAGAUGUGGCAGGCUUAGUAGGACUGCAGCAGGAUCGAAGCGGGAGUCCGAUGAGGCGUGAAAGUGACAGGGAAGCCAGCGGGAUGCGGAGUCCGACGAGCAUGUACUCCAGUGACCAAACAUCCUACGUCCCCCCUCGUGCGCAAUGGGGCCCCUCCGACCACCUCCAACCCCAACGCCCCAACGCCUCCUCCCCGCUCGCCUCUAACAUGGAAUCCUCCCACUCCUCCAACCUCUCCCCCAUCGUCUCCUCCGCACCCAUCGGCACCGCACUGCCACCCCCACGCCACCGCCGCGCCGGCUCAGAGCCCUACUACGAGGACGUGGACCCGCGCUUCGCCGUCGAAGAACCUUCCGAUGAUGGGUACAUGAACAACCCGCACGCCUCGGGCCUCCCCACCGCUCUAACGCCCGGUGGCAUGACUCCCGGAGGGCUGGCGCAGACUAUGCCCGGGAAUUUCCCCGCUACCCCUGGCGCCCCCCAGCAGCAGCAGCAGCAGCAGCCAUCGGGCGGGCAUUAUGGCCAAUACCGUACGCAACCCCCCGCCCCCGACCCCGCCUACCUGCACCCCACGUACCCAGGGCCGUCCACUAACGGCCCUGACAGCGACGCACAUUUAGUCCCCGGCGCCGUGGACCCGAACACGAUCCCCAACUCCAACAGCUCGCAGGAGAACCUCCCCGAUGGCGCGCGCUCGCCUAACUACGGCGACGGCGGCAGCGAGCGGGCGAGCGAAGCUUCGCACUUCACUUCCAUCUCCGAGCGCCCGGUGAAUCCCAACUGGCGCCCCGCGUCUGUAUCAGGGAGCAGGGGCCCCGGGAGCGCUUACGGCGGAGGCGCCUAUCAAGGUGGACCGCCGCAAAGAAGACGAGAGGAUGUGAUUCUCGGCGGGAACCCGGAUUUCAGCAUCCCCGGCAUGGGACCCGCGAGAGGGGGCGGGCGGACGGGGAAUUUGGCGGGCGUGGGCAGGAAUCCGGGCGCUGGGGCGGCGGUGCCCGGGGGAAGGUAUCCGACUGAUAUUUAA
Messenger RNA from Saxophila tyrrhenica, 2478 nucleotides. RefSeq names its product regulator of ime2 (gene RIM9). NCBI's taxonomy places the organism in Eukaryota, Fungi, Ascomycota, Dothideomycetes, Mycosphaerellales, Extremaceae. The transcript has 3 exons. Gene Ontology annotation, cellular component: growing cell tip; plasma membrane; cell division site. The record is from RefSeq and is a predicted model, not a curated record. The coding region runs from base 1 to 2478 and encodes 825 amino acids.